AUGGAUGAUAGGGAUAGUGAAAGAGCCCCUCUUCUUCAAAUAGGAAGACAAAUUGAGCCAAAGAAUUGUCGUGAUGCAUUUUGCUCGUGUUUAUGUAUCUUCAUAUUUAUUGGAACAAUUAUAGUUCUUUCUUUCUCCGGAGGUACACCUGAGUUUGAUUUACCGGUAGAUAUUUCGCAAAUCCCAAAGGCAUAUCAACUUCGACCAGACCGGUUUUUUUAUUUUAUUGAAUCCCUUCCUGUUGAAUUUGAAAGCAUAACUAAUUAUACAUCCACUAAUGUUACGAUAACAAAUUCAAUGCAUAAUUUUGAAAAGGAGCCUUUUGAUGGACCAGUUGGUGUAUUUAAAAUAGCAGAAAUUAUUCCAAUAUCCAAAAUCUGGACAUAUGAAUAUGAAAUUCGAGAAUUUCGGUACUUGCCCGAUGGAAAUGUUACUAUGGUAUCGACAGUCAUUUCAAAGUUUGAAGGAUUUUGGUCGAAUUCAAUUAAAAUUCAAUUUACUGCAGCACAUAAUAAAAGUUUAAACCCGGUAUUACUUGAAACUUGUGAAUAUAAAGUUAUUCGAUCCUUUUUCUUAGAUGGAGAGAUUCAACGACGAUGCCCGCACGAAAAAGAAUUUUAUAAAGUUGCUUUUGUUCAAAGAGCAUCUCUAUCCGAAUGGAAAUUUUUGUCUUCUUUAAAUAAGAGCAUUGAAUUUGGAGAAAUAUCUAAAAUAGAUUUUUUGGAUAAUAAGAGAGAUGUCACCGUAUACGAGAACGCACCAUAUCCUCCAAUUAUUCCGGCAAUAUAUGUGGUGUAUCGCGAUUUGAUGGAAAGUGAGUUAAAAACACAAGGAAAAAUCAAAUAUUAG
Messenger RNA from Cetraspora pellucida, 849 nucleotides. The record is from the annotation of a GenBank genome assembly. NCBI's taxonomy places the organism in Eukaryota, Fungi, Glomeromycota, Glomeromycetes, Diversisporales, Gigasporaceae.